CAAGCGAAUCAACCAUCGUGUGCUGAUGAUUGUCAAAUAGAUGAUUUUAAUACUGAAAUGAAUGAUGGUAAUCAAAUAGAUGAAAAUUCUCAAAUUGAUGAUGAUACUCAAAGUCAUUAUAAUAUUCAGAAUGAUGAUACUCAAAUUGAUGAUAUCGAAAUAGAUGAUGUUGAAGGAACUGAUAUCGAAGAUGAAGAUGAAAACGAUAUUUUCAAAGCUAUAAGGUGGACACAGUUGUUUUAUGGAACAAUGGAUGAAGUAAUGGGUGCUUCUGAAGUUGAAUCAGUAACAUCUUUGGACUCGGGUGUUCAUAUUGACCGAGGAUUUUGUUCUUGGCUGACAGCUAUUUUUAGAAUUAAGGAUGAAAGUAUUCUUCGGAAAUGUGGAUAUGAUGCUGUACAGUACCUCUCUUUUCAGAGGCACAUUAUAUUUUAUAUGUUGAUCGUAAUGGUGAUUUCUUUGACUGUGGUUUUGCCAGUCAAUUUUCAAGGACAGUUGGAAGGUGACGAAAAGACCUUUGGACACACCACUCUUCACAACUUAGAUCCCAAUUCUCCAUAUCUAUGGAUACAUGUAACAUUGGCGAUUCUGUACCUUCCUUUAGGUAUUAUAAUUAUGAGACACUUUUCUGUGUCCAUGAAAAUAGAAGAUAAAGAAACAAAUGUAUCACGAACAUUAAUGAUUACUAAUAUUCCCAAGAAUAAUUGCGACUCUGCAGAUCUUCAUCGACAUUUCAGAGAAAAAGUGUAUCAAGCAAAAUUGUACUGUGAAAACUACUUGAAAAGCACAGGCAUGAGAUUAGAUAUGCGGCCAUAUGCUUGUGGAAAUGCUUGUGGCUGUUGUGAUAUUUUUGGGUGUCCAACAGUUGAUGCCAUUGAGUACUACACUGAAGAGGAGGCUCGUUUGAAUGAAGCUGUGGACACUGAAAGAGCGGCCUCAUUGAAGCACCCCCUGGGGAUAUCGUUUGUUACUCUUGUGUCUGUGAGUGCGGCUAAAAAGGUUUUCUCUGACCACCAGCCAACAUGUAAGUGUUCGCACAACCCUCCAAGUUCAAGUUUGAGUCGUCAGCUGGAGCCCCACAAUUGGCAAGUGCAGUUUGCUCCAUCACCUCAAGACAUUUACUGGGAAAAUUUAUCAGUUCCAUCAAAUUACUGGUAUAUUAAAGCAGUUAUUGUCAAUUUAUUUCUAUUUAUUGUUCUCUUCUUUUUGACAACACCGGCAAUUGUUGUUAGUUUGCUGGAAACAUUGAAAGUGUCUCACAAGUUGGAAAACAUGAGCCCUAUCCUUUCCGAGUUCCUGCCCACCCUCCUAUUGUGGACGGUUGCUGCCCUCUUGCCAGUGCUGGUGUCCUAUUCAGACCAAUGGCUUUCUCAUUGGACACGUUCAGAACAAAACCAUUCCAUCAUGAGGAAGACCUUCUUCUUCCUGCUGUUCAUGGUUCUUAUCUUGCCGUCUCUUGGCUUCACAAGUGCGCAGGCUUUUGUGGAUUGGACAAUUCAUGCCCAUAAUGAAACCUAUCGAUGGGAGUGCCUGUUUAUGCCAGACAAAGGAGCCUUUUUUGUCAAUUAUGUUACAACGUCUGCCUUCAUUGGGACAGGAUUGGAGCUGAUUCGCUUUCCUGAAUUAUUUGUUUAUGCAGUUAGAUUGUGUUUGGCCAGAUCAAAAGCAGAAACGGCCAGCGUGCGCAAGGCCAUUCUGUGGGAAUUUCCCUUUGGAGUGCAGUAUGCAUGGAUGCUUCUAAUUUUUGCUAUGACAGUUGUUUACAGUUUAUCAUGCCCUCUAAUAACACCAUUUGGUGUCCUCUACAUGCUUUUAAAACAUUCUGUUGAUCGCUAUAACUUGUAUUUUGCUUAUGGGUCUUCAAAGAUUAGCCCCCGUAUUCAUGCCAGUGCUAUAAACAUUGUUAUAAUGUCAAUAUCUCUUCUACAAUUAAGUUUUAUGAUGCUUUCAUAUUUAAGAAGAGGUUUUAACGAUAUUACAAUUUAUUCUCUUAUUGGAUUUAUCAUCACACUUCUGUUUUUUUGGGCACAAAUAUUCUUUCAUUGGUGCAAAGGAUUCAGCCCCAUAACAUACCAGCAUGAAGGCACGACUCCAGGGUCCUCAGCAACAAGCAGUCCCCACAGGGAAGGCACAGCGCAUCGCUUUGUGCCUCAAGUGCUACAGCCCAGCACUUCCAGACAUGAAGAUGUGGUGAGUGUGCAGAGCCCAGAGGAAGGGUUGUCUGUGCUCCAGAGGACGUACGGCUCGCACUCGGGCGCAGCGGACCUGCUGGCUUCUCCUGACAACGGUGCUUCAUUUGAUCCAAAUCUCAUCACGGCACAGGAUAGAAUUUUGCUGUACCAGGAUUAUGAUGGCACAAACACAGAAGUUUGAAGUGGGUUUACACAACUUUGGCAGUGGUUUUGCAUGAAGAACUGUAGUGACUUCUGGUGUGAGUCUUUUAAUUUGUAAAUACUGUUAUUUAUUGAGGCAAAAACUUCAACUUAUAAUCUGCCAAAGAAAUACUCGUGUUUUUGCAGAUAAUUGUGAUGGAUAGUAUAGUUAACGCUUCAUGUUCAAUGAAGAUCGGAUUGUUAAAAAUGCAAUUUUUCAACAUUAAAUUUUUCUUGUAAAUAUUGUAUGCUGAGGUUUAAAGCUAUUUAUUACAUGUUUGUGCUGGACUGAAAAUUGUUUUGCUAACUGAGCUUUCUGGGAAGUGUUAUGGUGCAUCAUAAGUCUCUCUUCUUUGCAUGUAAACUUGUCACUGACAUGAAUUGAAGUAGCUUAGUUCUCUUCUUAAAAUUUAUUUAAUCACAUAUUUUUAUAAUGUAUUUAUAGAUGUAAUAUUUACUAAGGCUGUGUUUAAUUGCAGUGUAAUCAUGAUUUAUAAAUGAAAUCACAAUUUUGAUAAUUGUGAGAAUAUCAGUAUUGUUUUCCAAUUUCACCUUUUUAUCAAGUGUUUUGGUAGUUGUGGAAUGUUUUGUUUUUUUUCUUUCUCCCAAGGAGAUGCCCAAUUUAAUGUAUCCCUUUUCAUGGUUAUGUACAUAAAAAUUGCUUCAGUGAAAUGAUGUCAUUUAAAAAUUGAUAUUUAAUAUGUUAUAAAACGAGAGGAAAAACUCUGAAUUGUUUUAUCUCCAUACGAUUAGAGGAAAGUUCAAAACCUGUCCCGUUUCAUGCUCUUUGCAUCAUCAAGCUUUUAUGUUAGGUGACCAGUUGUAUAUAAAUAAACAGCCAAAUAACGGAUGCAUUAUUCUAAAUUGGUAGAAUAAAUAAAAAAAAUUAAUUUACUUCGACAUAUUGUUCUGGCUACAGAGGAAUUCCUAAAAAGUAAAAGCCCUUUUACUUCUGUUGCCGUAUCCUUUUAACAAUUCUACCCAUUACACUUUAAUCAUUUUGUAUUAUUAGUUGUAAGUUGGCAUUAAAAAGUAAUUUCUUCCUACAAAUCUUUCAUUUUAAGACAGUCUUUAGCUGUUAUUUGUCAUGCUUGAUGCCUUUUUAUCUAAAAGUCAUCAUCAUCAUAAUCAUUAUUAUAUUAUCACUACUGUUUUACUAUUUUAUACAUUGUAUUUUCCUAGUGUUAUUUUAAACUUAUUAGAUCCUGUUGUAAUUAUGUGUUUUGCUUUUGAAUGUCUUUUCUGCUUCAAUUAUCUAGUCAAAUGCUUAGUCAUUGUGUAAUGAAUUAAACCAAUCCAAUGUUUAGAGUUAAAAUUUGUAUGUGAUAAUUACUGUCAUGUAAAUUAGGCGUUUUGCGUUUGUGAGUGAAUAGGAAUUGAGAUAUUUUAACUUGUUUACCAGGCUUUUUCUAAUAACCUAAUAAUUCUUUCAUAAAUCAUUCCAUUUAACAUAAAGUAACUGAGAGUGCAUUCCAGUUGUUUAAUGAGUGGUUUGAUUUAUUAGCAGCACUACCUACCAAUUUCAACUGGUACUAUUUCUGCUGCAAAAACUCUACUUACCAACAGCAGUUUGUAGAAAUUACAGUAUUUGUAAAUUAAAGGUAUUUAAUAAAUAGUUAUUUGAAUUUGGUUACUGAACAACUGUUUA
This is a messenger RNA of Gryllus bimaculatus (two-spotted cricket), 4020 nucleotides long. NCBI's taxonomy places the organism in Eukaryota, Metazoa, Arthropoda, Insecta, Orthoptera, Gryllidae. The record is from the annotation of a GenBank genome assembly.